This is a messenger RNA of Cladocopium goreaui, 1449 nucleotides long. NCBI's taxonomy places the organism in Eukaryota, Dinophyceae, Suessiales, Symbiodiniaceae. The record is from the annotation of a GenBank genome assembly.
AUUAGCGAUGACUUGGAAAUGCAAAGUGAUUCAAACAUGUCAGAGCAGUCCUGGCGUUCAGCGUGGGACCGUGGUGCUAUGGAAAUUGAGCGGGGGAUGCUUCCUGUAGUUGGAACCGCUUGUUCUGGAUCUGGCGCGCCAUGCCACGCUUUGGCACAGCUGGUUGGGGAUGCAAACUACAAGGAGCUGUUCGCCAGUGAGAUCCAUGCAGGGGCGAGGAGCUUCCUGUUGGAGAACUACAACAUCGAGCACCUGUAUCACAACAUGCUCUCGGCUAGGAAGCUAAGACUGGCGGAGCUUGUGCAGUACACCGUGAAGAAUGUCCUCCAGCGCAUGAAUAUCACCAGGAUUGCAAUCCUGGAGAAUGUCAUGGGCAUGACCAAACGAGCGGCGAAAACGUCGUCCUCAGCGGAAUAUAAGGCGCCGCUGGAUUUUGUAUUGAAGGGUGUUCUUCAAAGCGAGGAUGGGGAGGAAGAGGAGAUCGGGCUGGAGCUCAUCGAUGGCUAUGCAGUUUGUGUUUACAAACUCCAGUCAAAGAGUUUUGGCCUUGGUCAAACUCGCACACGUCUUUAUUUCGUGAUGGUGCACGAAUCAGUUGGAGACACGGGCACUCUCGAUCACAUUGGGUCUCUCCUGGACAAGUUUCAAUCUGCAAUCCGACCAGAUGAUGGUCCAGUGUGGCAAGCUAUGCAGUAUGCCGCUGGUUCCGGCCAUGGAUGGGUGUCUGAAACAACACCACCAGCUCUGUCCUAUGUGACCAGUGGCAAAACCCGGACAGAGUUUGACAAAUUGAAAACGGAUCUUGGCUUUGAGCACGCGUCCUUGGAAGAGUACCACAAGUACUCCACAUGGUGCAAGCAAAGAUUUGGCGAUAUGUGGCUGUGCGGUAUGAACGGCCGGGAAGUAGAACAAUUGGACCUUCUUUGGCAUAUGACAGAGGUUGGUGAGAGGGACCGCCUUGUCACUGACAUAAUCAAGUCACUUCGGCGUGGAGCACACAGAUCAGAUGGGCUUGCGCCCACGUUGACCACCAACUCCAAAGUGUAUGAUUUCAAGUUUCAUCGACUCCUCACGCCUCCAGACAUGCUUGCUUUGCAUGGUUUUCGUUUGGACCACAUCAAAUUCCCAUUGGGAAGCAAGAGGUCCUUGUACAGCAUGCUGGCAGGAAAUGCGAUGUCAGUUCCAUGCAUUGGAGCUGUGUUGACAUCCGCCCUUUUGACUUGCAAUGUACGUGAGUGCUUUCGUGUGGCUAUGACACCAAGCCCUAUGCUCCAAAUGUCCAGCCACGAAAGCAGUAGUGAUGAUGGGGAUUCAAAUGGUUCAUCUGAACCAGGAGGAUAUUCCGAAGCUGUGCGACAAGCAUGGCCCACUGUGUCUCAUGCAGGAUCUGGAUUUUCACCGAAAGAAUUGCGCAAUUUUUUGCAGAAGCCAGGAGGGUCAGUCCUCUAG